GCGGGCGGUGUGAAAGUUCUGUGCGUGUCAUUCGGGGGGGGGAAGAGCAGGAACGGUAUUUUCGCGAGUCCACGUGGUUUGCCGCGCGUGGCAUCGCGAGCGGAAGUCGGCGGGAGUGUCCGCUCGGCGCGCAUUGUGAAAGUCUUCUGCGCGCUAUUCGCGCGCGGCGAAGAAGGGGAGGAGCGGUCUGCGUUCGUGGCAGCUAGCGAAAGUGCCACCCAUCGUCGUGUCAGCCACGUCAUCCGCACAGCGCUCGGAUCUGUCGGACUCGGCGCGCAGCGCACGUAGGAAGAGAACAGCACACGUGUGAAGAGAGGGAGGGAGGGAGGGAUUCUUUGCUUGCGCCCUUAACUGCAACUUCGUUCGUCUGUAGGAAGGGGAGGGAGGACUAGGAGAGGGAGGGAGACUAGGAGAGCGUGCCCAAGCAGCGGAACGUUCUUUGCGCAUCCCUUCUUGCGCUUAUUCGGGCGGAUUGAGGGGUUUAUCUCGUUGAGUGAGGUCUUGAAGAACAGGCAACCAUGGCGACCGCUUCAGCGGCGUUCAAGUCCCGGGAGGACCACCGGAAGCAGAUGGAAUUGGAGGAGGCCCGAAAAGCGGGUCUCGCUCCGGCCGAAGUCGAUGAGGAUGGAAAAGAAAUCAAUCCUCAUAUUCCACAGUACAUGUCAUCAGCUCCAUGGUACCUGAACUCCGCUAGACCGAGUUUGAAGCAUCAACGGAAAUGGAAGUCCGAUCCCAAUUACACAAGGGACUGGUACGACAGAGGUGCCAAGGUUAUGCAGGCUGAGCAGUUCCGAAAGGGCGCCUGCACAAACUGCGGAGCUAUGACGCACGAUGCGAAGCUGUGUAUGGAACGGCCGCGAAAGCUGGGCGCAAAAUGGACCAGCAUGCAUAUUGCUCCAGACGAGAAGAUAGAAUCUUUUGAGCUGGAUUACGACGGCAAGAGGGAUCGAUGGAACGGGUACGAUCCGUCGACCUACAGCCGCGUGAUCGACACCUUUCAGAAGCGGGAUGAGGCGAGGCGGAAGUUUGUGAAAGAGCAGGAGCUGAAGAAGAAGUUCUCAUUGACGAGCAGCGAGUCGGACAAAGGAGGAGAGGAUAAAGAUAAAAAUUCCGGGGAGGAAGACGACGACGAAAGCAGUGAGGAUGAAGUGGAGGUACAAGAUGAGGCAAAGGUUGAUGAGAGCAAGCAGAUGGACUUUGCGAAAGUCGAGAAGCGUGUUCGUACCACCGGUGGUGGCAGCACCGGGACAGUCAGAAAUUUGCGUAUUCGAGAAGACACAGCGAAGUACCUAAUCAACUUGGACGUCAACUCUGCACAUUAUGACCCGAAGACAAGAUCUAUGCGUGAAGAUCCCAAUCCCGAAAGGGAUCCCAAUGAGAAGUUCUAUGCGGGAGACAAUGCGUAUAGAAAUAAUGGGCAGGCUUUGGAGUUCAAGCACCUGAAUGUUCAUGUGUGGGAGGCGUAUGAGAAGGGGCAGGACAUCCAUCUGCAGUCUGCACCUUCGCAGGCCGAGCUUCUGUAUAGGGAGUUCCUGGUAAAGAAGGAGAAAAUGAAAGGACAGGUCAACAAAUCGAUCAUGGAGAAGUAUGGAAAUGCAGCAUCGCCGGAGAUCCCGGACAAUGCAUUGCUCUUGGGGCAGACGGAGCGUGUUGUGGAGUACGACAGAGCAGGACGCGUCAUCAAGGGACUGGACAAGACCAUUCCGAAGAGCAAGUACGAGGAGGAUGUCUUUGUCAACAAUCACAGGAGCAUAUGGGGUUCGUGGUGGAAAGACGGCAUGUGGGGGUACAAGUGUUGCAGAUCGACUAUGCGGAACAGUUACUGUACUGGGCAAGCAGGUAUCGAUGCGUCUGAAGCAGCGGCGCAACUCAUGCAGACGAACAUUGAGCGGAAGGAGUCGGCGGCGGCCAGCGAGAAGGCGCUAGCGAUGCGGGAAGAGAAGAACCUCGCCGUAUGGGGAUCUCAAACACCGGAUGAUGUCGUACUCGACAAGAAGAGGUUGAAGCAGUCGCUGAAGAGAGAAGAUGAAAGGAUGAAGGAGGAGAAGGAUGAGCGGAAAAGGCGGUACAACUCGCUGCAUGUUAACGAUACGGUUACGGCGGAAGACAUGGAGGCGUACCGAAUAAAGAGAAUCCAUUCGGAAGACCCCAUGAAAGAUUUCAUCGGGAAGGAACUGGUGGAAGUCUGAUCGUGAAGAGAACCAACCCAUUUGUAGUAAUCUCGACUUGCCGAUGCACAGUGCACACGCUUCAUCUGCAAGGUUUGGUGUUUGGAAGGGGGGAGAGGGGGUUGUGUAUGUUUGUCUUCUUUCUCUCUCUUUUUUUUUUUUUUUUUUGGAUCUGCUCUGUAGGCGGAUUGCAACGGUAAGAGCACAGGCAAGGUGGUGGUUUGAAAAUGUCGAACGUUGACAGAUGCGUAGUGUUUUGUGAGCUGUUUGUUUCUAUUUCAAUCUUCUGGGGAGAAGAACUUUGAUUGGACUGUGAGAAGGGGACAGGCGCGCAGACAGUGUGAACGGGGCUGCAAGCCUCCACCCAUCCAGUUGCAUGGGUGGGGGGGCGGGUGGGUGGGGGUCAGUCUUUAUUUGGAUGAGAGACCAGAUGGGUGUGAUUGUUGCGUCUCUGCUUCGGGAAGGUACAGAGAGUGUGGGACGGGUGCUGCACUGAUCCACCCAGCCCACUUACAUGGGUCGGUGGGUAGGUGGGUGGGCGGGUUACCGGGUGCAUUGACGAGAUAGAGGUUGGCUGAGUUGGUCUUUGUUUGAAUGAGAUCAGCAUGCUUGCAAUUGCGUCGUCUCUGCUUCGGGAAUGACACCGACAGUGCGGAACGUGUGCUGCACCCUUUCACCCAUCCAGUUGCAUGGGUGGUUGGGUUGGGUGGGUAGGUGAGCGAGUGGGCUUGUUAAUGAACGAGAGAUUGGUUGUGUUAGUUUUUGUUUGAGUGCGAUCAGCAGGCUUGCGGUUGUGUUGCCUCUGCUUUGGGAAGGACGGAGGACACAGUGACGAAGAGGAGGGCUCGAUGGAACAAGCAGCGAGCCCGUGAGCGGAGCGUUGUACAUUCCUCUUUUGGUAGGUUUUCAUUUGCCAUUCCGAUUCUUUUGAUGAGAUUUUCCUUUUCCAGUUCCGUCCAAUUCGAUGUAGUAGUAAUAAAAAGGUUUGAGUCUCCCCCCCCCCUUUCCCCCCCCCCGCGUCCGAUUAUUUGAUGCCAGAGUGAAGACGUGUAUUUGGAAUGAUUUGGGAGCACCUGCUCCUGUUCCUUCUCCCGGUGGAGCCGGCUUCUAAAUAAGAAGUACAUCUCCUUUUGCUUAGCAAGCGUACAGUUUGUUGACGAUUUGUUAGCUGUCACCGUUGGUUGCCUCUUUUUUCCCUAAACAGGAAUUAUGGACGUCAUCAACGUGUGCGUGAGGACGUAGAUGCAGGUACCGAUUGAUCUCUGGGGAGACGGUUUUUCUCUGGUUGUUCUGUUUUAAGUUUUAACUUUUAAGUUUUAAAUGUACAGUAAAUAUAUUGAGUCGUG
Molecule: messenger RNA, 3514 nt
Organism: Chara braunii
Lineage: Eukaryota; Viridiplantae; Streptophyta; Charophyceae; Charales; Characeae
Source: the annotation of a GenBank genome assembly